AUGGGCACGCCGCUGAUGGAGAAGAGGGUUGAAGGUUACUCUUGCUCGCGGUGCAGGAAGCUGAAGAAGAAGUGUCUGCGUGAGGUGCCCGCGUGCAGCCACUGUCUGAGGGCGGAGGUCGUGUGCCACUACCCUGGGCGGGCGCCGCGGCGGACGAAGAGGGAGCUGGAGGAGGCUACGAGGCGGGGCGAGGGUCCCCGAAGAAAGAGGGGCAAGCCGCCGUUGCAGUUCCCAGAUGCGGAUGCUGCAAGGUCGCUGGAGGCUCUGCACAGGCCCGGGUCCGCGCCGGCAAACCCGCUGUCGACGUCUAUCGGCAGUGACUUAUCGAUGCAGGGGCGCGCGCUGCCAGGCAGUCAGGUGUACGAGAAUGUAUCCUCGCUGAUCUGUGCGUUGACAAAUUCUAUACCGGAUUCGGACAGGCCGCAGGUGGAGGGGCAGGACCCGGCGACGGCCGCAGGAACAGCACAACAGCAGCAGAAUGACAAGUACGCAGACGGUAGUGCAGAGUCGCAUAUUCUACACAAGCAGGCAGAUCCGCCGCUCUCUAAUAUUCUUACUGGUUCCACAGAAUCUACAUUCGAAACUAAUAAAAGUGCAUUGUCGUCCUCGUACCAAACGGAGAGGCACCCGCUGAGCGACACGACGUCACCGGACAGUUGGCCACGCAAUGGGCAGACGAAAUUGGAAACCGUGCCCAACCAGUUACCGCCCUUUUCAAUCUCGUCUCCAGCGUUCCACCCGAACAGCAACCUGAUGGCGAAACAUGGCAAUAGCAUGCCCCCGAUGCUUUCCCAGCAUGACAUCUUUGCGGAUCAGCAACAUGACUUGGAGAAGGCGGACUCGACGCCCAUUACUGCGGCGUCGAUCGAGAUCGCGACCGUGGGCAACGUGUUCAAGGGCGGCAGGUCGAGCCCCUGUGUGAACAGCAACGGCAGUUACAAAGCCAUCGAGAGGGCGCUCCUAGAUAGGUUCAUCGCUGCUUACUUCCGGCACAACCACCGACUGUUCCCCAUGAUCGACAAGAUCGCUUUCUUGAACCAGAUUUCCUCGAUAGGAGAGUUCAACUACGAACUCCUCUGCGAGCGGUUCGACAGUGUCUUCGUCUUCAAAGUGUACAUGAUCAUGUCCAUCGGCUGCACCACUUUGCGAAGGGCAGGCAUGCUUCUGAAGGACGAGGAGGAACUCAGUGAACACCUCGCGUACCUUGCCAUGCGCAAUUUCUGCUACGUCAUGAACUUGCAGAACAUGGAGACAAUCAGGUGUUUGCUCCUACUGGGGAUAUACUCCUUCUUUGAACCGAAGGGAUGGUCCUCUUGGACCAUUAGCGGUAUCAUCAUGCGGCUCGCAAUAGGUCUUGGACUCAACAGGCACAUCAUCGCUAAGAAACUGAAGACGAUCCCAGUGAUGGAACUCGAGGCACGGUACAGGGUUUUCUGGAGCGCGUACUGCUUCGAGCGACUCGUCGCGACGUGUCUCGGGAGGGUUUCUGCGAUCGAGGACGACGACAUCAGCAUACCGUUCCCGCAGCCACUGUACGAUGGGGAGAAGGAGGAUAUCGAGGUGACUAGGACGAUGAUCUCGCUGAGGAGGAUGGGCGGCCGUAUAUACAAGCAGGUUCAUUCGGUGAGCGUCGCCAAAAAGAACCUGAGCCUCGUGGACAAGAACAAGAUUAUUAGUGAGUUGAGAGAGGAGCUCGACGAUGUCUACGAGCACGAGAAGGAGAAGAUGGAUAGACACAACGCGGAACACAAGUCCAGCGCGACAAGUGUGAUUUCGUUUCACAGUUCCGGGAUCUGGCUCGCCAUGCGGUACUCGCAGCUGAUGAUUCUGCUGUACCGUCCUUCGACGCUGAUCCCGAAACCGCCAAUCGAAUCUCUGUCCGUGUUGGGGCAGUUUUGUCUCGAGGCCUGGAAGCACACGUACACGCUGUACCAGAAAAGGUUGCUGCCUCUCAACUGGAUCACUUUAUUCAGGACGCUCACCAUUUGCAACACAAUCCUCUACUGUCUUUGCCAGUGGAGCAUCGAUCUGAUAGAGAGCAAGAUCGAGAUCCAGCAGUGUGUUGAGAUCCUGCAACAUUUUGGCGAGAAGUGGGUGUUCGCGAGCAAAUGUGCGGAGGUGUUCCAGAACGUCAGCAACACCAUCCUAGAUAUCAGCCUCAGCGACGGGAAGGUGCCCAAUAUGGACAAACUAACGCACGAACUGUUUGGCGCAUCCGAUGCAUACCACGACAUCCUAGACGAGAACAACGUGGACGUCUCCUGGGUGGACAGACUCACGUAA
Molecule: messenger RNA, 2283 nt
Organism: Huiozyma naganishii CBS 8797
Lineage: Eukaryota; Fungi; Ascomycota; Saccharomycetes; Saccharomycetales; Saccharomycetaceae
Gene: STB5
Product: Stb5p
Exons: 1
Coding region: 1-2283 (760 amino acids)
Biological process (GO): DNA-templated transcription; positive regulation of transcription by RNA polymerase II
Molecular function (GO): DNA-binding transcription factor activity, RNA polymerase II-specific; sequence-specific DNA binding; zinc ion binding
Source: RefSeq, a predicted model, not a curated record